AUGGGCACCACCCCAAGGCAUAAAAGGUCUCAAGCAAGCGUUUUCGUUUGCUUUGGUGGGUACGGAGCUUCUCCUUGUCUUGGCCCAUGCUUCCCAUCCAUCGACUCAGGAUUUGAAUCAAAAUCGGAUACUCUUUUUUGUGGUUGGAUUGAGUUCCGUCGAGAUCUUCCACCCCAAGCAAAGGAAGAAGUCGCAACAAAGAGCAGCUUGACUGCAGCUCCACGGUCGGUUUUGUUAGAAGACGACUGUCGGUAUCUGAUGUGCAAACCAGAAGGACUGGAGUUGUUGGAUGUUGCUCAGUGCUGCUAUAACUUAACAACCAAAAAGCUCUGCCUCGAACUUCAGCCCCUUCGAGUUGGUCAUGGGGCAACAGCCUCUGACGCCCCACACCAUUGCGAAAAGAGGGGGCUUGCCCAUCAGCCUACUUUGCCAAGAGUAUCCGUAGCUAGGACUGGUAGUGAAAUUCAAAGGAUCGCUGCCAAAGGAGGGAUGAUAGCAGCCCGCUGUAAGCCGGAAGUGACCUCGGGAGGACCCGCUUCCAAAGCCCACUAUCCUGACUACCCAAAUGAGAUGAUUGAGGCUGGUCUGCAUCUUGAACUUCUUUGGCUACCGCAUACCCCGACUUCACCGUGUAAUUUCCAUUUUAAGUCAACCCCCAAAUCCAUUCAUCAGCGAGCUACUUUAACUGCCAAAAGAGCGGAGCAACUCGAGUUAGACGAGAGGCGGGGAUGUAAUUUCAAAGAGGCUCGACCGGACCCAAGAACCGGACAGAAGACAGGCCCCACUACUGGAGUAGGGAACUUCCUAAAGCAUGCGAGACUUCCAAGGGUUUUAGUAUCCGCCCUUACUCUAUCUUUGAAGUGGCUAUCGAACCUUUCCAUGGGGAACAGGGGCUUUCUGCCUGGCUUGCUCGCUGAUGCUUGUAAAUACUUUCUUCCGGCUUUGGGAAGAGGCUAUCGGCACUGGCCGCGUACAAAGAACUCGUUGAAACCUCGCUACUGGAUUGAGCAAGAGGCAAGAAACUUGAGCCUCCUUCUUGUCCUUCCUUCCCUGUGGUUGACUGGUUUUUCUUCCCAUACUUCAGGAGGAGGAGGUCGCCGGGUUCAACUUCCACUGGAAAUAGGGAACUUGUUUUUGGAACUGCCUUUGAUCUUAGGCUCGCAGCUACUAGGUGGUAUUUGGCUGCUUUGGAAUGAUCAGGAGGGGAUGGUGGAAGAGAGUCAUUGGAAGCUUGAAGACGCUCGACUCUUAAUUCUCAGUGGUGUUUCCUCAUCUUCUUCGAUUGUUGACGGACUGCGCGAACAUCAUUUAGUUUGGCAACAUCUUUCGGUUACACUUACCAAUGCUUUCGAAGAAAUCUGUAAUGUGGAAUUAGAAGGGGUAGAAAGCGCUGUUCAGCAGGUGGAGACAAGAAAGAUGAUUAGGGAAGAAUGUGACGAUGGAGAGCAGUUGAUAUUGAGUCGACUACCUGAGUUAAAAGCUUCUAAAUCCUUGUCCUUCUUAGUUGGGAGUUUCUUUCUUGCUGUCUUCUUGUUAAGUUCUUCCAGUCAUUCCUUAGUCGCAAAGCGCAUUCACUCAAGGAAGAAGGAAAUUUUGUAUUACACGACUAAUACAGUCUGCAAUGGGAACCUCAAACCUAAAGAGCUUGCCAGGAUGGAUGGCUUGGUAAGCAAGCAACCAGAUUCCCUCGCUCAAUCACACCGUAGUUGGAUUUCCUUCGGGCAGAAUCGAAGAUUGGAAAGAUUGCAACGAGGGUAUGAAGAUGAAGGACUUCUUGGAUUGGAAUGGUCUCUCUUUAGGGUAUGGGUGAAAGACUGGCUAAAAAGUAAUGUAAGUGGUACUCUCAGUCCUGAUGUAAGCAUCCAACAGUUUUUCUUGGCACCAAUCCUAUGUCGAUCUUGGAAGUCCAUCCGAACUGAUAAACAAUUCGUUAGGUUUGGCCUUAAAGGGAAGGUGUAUGAUAUGGUCGCUGUGAAAGCACUUGAUGAAGGUUCGGGACUUACUCUUUCGUUCCUUAUAAUAGAAGUCACAAGAAUAGAGUCAAAAGCGUUGGGUUUAGGACCAAGGACGAUGAAGGAGGAGGAGUCAGUCUUCUUUGAAGAUCGAGGAGGAUCGGACAAUUAUGCCAUUCGGAAGAAGUCUUCUACAGAGAGAAAGCCUGUAUCGAGUCCCACUUGUAUAUUGUAUUUGGCCGAAGAAGCAUCGGAUAGGUUGGAGUUCUUACCUUCUUGGGACUCCAUGGACCAAGAUCUGCUUUUAUUAUAUGGGCAAUAUCGAUCUACUUUAGGGGCAGCUGAGGCUGGUGCCGAGAGGACCAACCGACUAGUCAACCGCGAAUCGUGCCAUUUGCUUAACACAACUCUUUCGAUCAUCGAUUCCGACUCCACACUCCUCCCACUUAUCUCCGCCAAAGAGGAGGUGACAAACAUCGAGUCCGAACCGCCUAACGACUCUCUCGCCUUAAAACUUCCAAACUAUCGGGGCUCGACAAGUUCUCCCCUCUCGCUCCGAGAAGCUUCGUAG
This is a messenger RNA of Dovyalis caffra, 2523 nucleotides long. NCBI's taxonomy places the organism in Eukaryota, Viridiplantae, Streptophyta, Magnoliopsida, Malpighiales, Salicaceae. The record is from the annotation of a GenBank genome assembly.